AUGUCAUCAGAGGAAUCGGUGACCAUCGAAGGUUUAACGCCGCUGACUGAAUACAGUUUUCAGGUUGCUGCCAAUACCAAUGCAGGAGCUGGACCGUACACUCAGGUGGAAACAACCUUAGAGGCACAACAGAGUGACUUAUCAUCUGUCGCUGGAGGAAUAGCAGCUGCCGUAAUUAUCCUAAUUCUGUUGAUAAUCGUCGCCAUUGUUGUCUAUAAAAGACGAACUCGUCAGACGAAGCCGCCACGGGAUAAUGGAGAAGUUUCUCUUCAGGGAAGAGACGUACAUUUUGUUCCUGAUCAAAAACCGGAAUCCACUUCAAAAGCAUGUGUAAACGACAGUCUUGUGGAGAUAUGCCCUGAGCCACCACCCACUCCAAAGCCCAAGCCUGACCUUAAACCCCGCCAGGUCUCAACCAACUCAUCAAAAGAGACCCUGGAGCAGCCUGUAGUGGACGAAGAUGAGGAAGAAUUGCCCUACGCUGAGUUGCCCUCGGUACGAGAAGAGAACCUGGCAGAGUACAUCCGAAGCAAAGACAAGGCGGGCAAGAAAGGGUUCCCCACGGACUUCCAAACUUUGCCUAGAGGUUUGCUUCAUCCGGCUACCGUGGCAGAGAAACCCGAGAACAAGACCAAAAAUCGCUACGCUAACGUCCUUGCCUAUGACCAUUCACGUGUAGUGUUGGAGCCGUUGGAGAAUGACCCUCACUCGGAUUAUAUCAAUGCUUGCUUCGUGGAUGGGUACACAAAGGCAGACAAGUUUAUUGCCAGUCAAGGACCAAACAAAGGCUCACUGGCGGACAUAUGGAGAAUGGUGUGGCAGUAUGACGUGGAUAAGAUUAUAAUGCUUACCAAUCCAGUAGAGAAUGGAAAGUUGUAA
Molecule: messenger RNA, 879 nt
Organism: Acanthaster planci (crown-of-thorns starfish)
Lineage: Eukaryota; Metazoa; Echinodermata; Asteroidea; Valvatida; Acanthasteridae
Biological process (GO): protein dephosphorylation
Molecular function (GO): protein binding; protein tyrosine phosphatase activity
Source: RefSeq, a predicted model, not a curated record